Molecule: messenger RNA, 2840 nt
Organism: Hyla sarda
Lineage: Eukaryota; Metazoa; Chordata; Amphibia; Anura; Hylidae
Gene: CA4
Product: carbonic anhydrase 4
Exons: 11
Coding region: 1-1179 (392 amino acids)
Cellular component (GO): plasma membrane
Molecular function (GO): carbonate dehydratase activity; zinc ion binding
Source: RefSeq, a predicted model, not a curated record
AUGUGUUUACCGGGCACACUGGAGGAGCUCGCGUCACAUUGCACUGCAGCCUGUAGAGGGAAGCUAGAAGAAUUGGACGGUACAGGCUGCUGCCGGUGUGAGAUACACCUAGAGGCUCAGCUCCAGUGCAAUCUUCCGGGCUUCCAAACGAGAUGUGUGCUGCUGUUACAUGGACUGAUACACGCAUUGGUGGUUCUUCAGAAAUCAUCAUGGUGGUCUGGGCCAGAUAGAGAAGAAAAGGGAAAGUCAACGAGUCUGAUUAGAGAAAACACGACAUCACCUGGAUAUAUUGUUAUCUACAUAACUAAUGUAGAUAUUUACAACUGGUGCUAUGAAAUUCAGACAGUGACAGAUUCAUCAUGCAAAGUGCCAACUAAGUGGAGUGGCUUUUGUGGAGAGAAAAAACAGUCCCCUAUUAACGUUAUCACAUGUGAUGCCGAGUUUGACUCGAAAUUAAAACCAUUUAAAUUUGAAGGCUAUGAUAAAGCACAGAAUUGUUUAUUAAAGAAUAAUGGUCAUUCAGCUGAGCUUGAACUAGAGGGUAAAGAAACGAUAGCAAUCUCUGGAGGAGGUCUUUCAGGUACAUACAUAGCUACACAGCUCCAUUUUCAUUGGGGAAGUAAAGACAAUCCUGGAUCAGAGCAUAGUCUAAAUGGAGAAAAAUAUCCCAUUGAGCUUCAUAUAGUACACAAAAAAAAAGAAGCACGAUCGGAAUCUGGUGGUGGGAGCAACUCAAGUGAUGGUCUUGCAGUACUUGGAUUCUUCCUCGAAGAAGGUUCAGAAAAUGGAAAUUACAGUAAUUUAAUUAAAGGAUUUAGAGAAAUUACCAAAUAUGGUACCAACACUACUAUUUCUAAUGUAAAGCUACAAGAUUUGAUUCCAAAAGAAGAUCAGCUGAAACUGUUUUACAGAUACAGUGGCUCACUUACUACUCCUCAGUGUAAUGAGACUGUUGUUUGGACAGUGUUUCCCACAAGAAUUAAGCUGAGUACCAAUCAGAUUGCGGCUUUCUAUUCAAGCCUAAAUUACACUGGUGGGCAAACCAUGACAAAUAAUUUUAGGCCUCUUCAAAAACUGAAUGGAAGAACGAUCUACACAUCAGGCGGAAUUGUGAUAUUGCCUCAAGCUAGAUAUUUACUGAUUGCAUUGUUUGUGUUUUGUUUAACAUCAAUGUCCUAAAGAGGUUUAGCCCCCAACAUUAACUCUUGUUGAACUGGUGCAUAGUGUAUCUUAAAAACUAGUUGGAUGUACACAUGGGCACUGUAUAUGCUAUUUGCCAUCAUCCUCACUUUGCACUAGGUUCAUGGCAGAGCACAACUCAGGCAGAAAUUUAUGAAUAAGACCUUUCUAAAUUACACAUUGUAUUAUAAAAAUGUAGACAAUCACAAUGUAAUUAUUACACGUUAUGUAAAAAUAAACAUAAUGUAGUACAUAUAUAUUGAAUAUAUUCAUGUGCAUAGAAUAUAGGAAUUUGUUGUAAGUUAUUUUUACAUUUCAAUAUGAGGCUAUAGAGUUAUUUAAUGAUCUAAUAUUCACUAGGAAAAAUUAAUAUGCAGUGUUUUUUAUUUUAAUGGAUGUUUAAAGAGAAUCUGACAGCAGGACUGGUCAUUCAUACUAAUCUACUGGCACUGGGUAAUGGUACGGGCAGCGCUGAUCAGAAUGUUUUUUUUUUGCCUUACUGAGCAAGCGCGGGAUCUUACAGUGCAUAGCAGCUAUUACCAGGGCCGCUAUCAGGAGGGUACAGCCAGUACCCCAGUAAGGGGCCCUGGCUCCUAGGGGCCCCGGGCCCCUGGCUGCACCACCCUGCAGCAGCCCCAGUUAAAACAGCAAUCUUCUGCUUCCACUGGCAGCUGCGACCUAAUACUUACUGCCACCUGUCCUCUCCUCCCUGUAUGAGUGGAGGAUCUUACAGGCAGCAGCACAGUGCACAGUGGAGCGAUUAACUGCCGAACAUAGGGCUGUGUAUGGGAUGGCAGAGGACCUUCGAUGAUGUCAUUACCAUGUGAUCAGUCACAUAGGUGGGAGGAGCCUGACUGCUGUGCUGUGGAGGCCCAGGAAGAAGUUCCUUUAUAGGGGAAUGUGUUUAUCAUGAGAAGGUAACCUAUAGUACAUACUCACACACAAAUAACUAUAUCUGUGUUUUUCAAACAGGUGCCUCCAGCUGUUAAAAAACUACAAUUCCCCGCAUGCCCAGAGAACCGACGCCUGUAUUGGUAUGCUGGGAGUUGUAGUUUUUAACCAGCUGGAGAUACAUUAUUUGGAAAACACUGCACUAUAAAAUUCACACACACUGCACCAUCUCUCCUGAUCGGCCUGACAUAGGCAAAAAAGAAAAACACCAUUGUUAUCAGCGUCACCCGCAGAAUUACCCAGUAACAGCAGGUUAGUAUAGACUACCCUGCUGUCAGAUUACCUUUAAGAAACAAAAAAACUGAAAUCUCAGGGCGAUAUAGUAAAGAUUUUUCAUACUGUACCUUAAUACUAAUGAUGCCAAGUAUUUCUUUUUUUUUUUUACUACUUGCUUUGAACAAAAAGCUCCCACUGAACAUAAGAAUGUAAGCUCAGAUGAGCAAGGAAACUGUGACUGAAUAUAACUGUAUAAAUGACAUGUAUGCACAAGAUAAUGACUGAUACUCAUAAAAUCCAUUACCAUUACAAUGGAAUCUCAUAGAUAUGUUACACUAACAGAACUUGAGUAUAAAAUGAAAUGAAGUCAGGACCUCAUCCAGCUUGUGUGUUCAUGUCAUUAUUUUGUUCUAUGAACUUUACUAAGAACAGUUAUUCUAUACAAUAAAAUGAUGUAUCUGAAAAAUAUUUAAAUAAAUAAAUAAAAUUUUCUG